AGUACAGAAAUGGCAAACUUUUUAAAGCUGGAAUCCUGAAUAGUGAAACUGGCACGUCUGUUUGCAGUAACUUCUUUGUUGUAAUAUCGCAAACAACCAACACAGUUUUUUCCCCCUCAGACAUCAAUGCAGCAGAAUAGUACUGGAUUUUUUUUUACCAGGUUACACAACGCUCCUCACCUCCGCUUCGUCAACAAAAGAAAAACAAUAACAACGGCCGUGGGGUGGUCAGUGGUGCUGUUUCCCCUACUGCAGAUUCCAUCUUUAAAGGGAUGCUGCAAACACCUCCGUCCUGCAUGAAGUUCCAGGUUCAAGAUAACCAAGUGUGUUUUACCUAGCAAGGAAACAAUAGCUGCAUAUAAAGAGCCUUCAGCUCAAUAAAGACCCCUCCAUGAACUCCAUGUCUAUCCAGGUGGCUUUGAGCUGUUGUCAGGAGACAGAGUGAGUGACCGGUCCAAUAUUCUGCUAUACUGGAUAGCAAUGCACCCUAUGCCUCACCUGUUAGUUCUGAAUGCCAGGUCCAGUAAUGUACCUCAUCAUUGCCGCUCCACUCCUUUGAAUGUCAAUGUUAAUUGGCCAAUCAGACCUUUUGAUAUGAGAUCUUGCUUUAGCCUCGUAAUUACAGUACCAGACUGAUUACCUCUGCGCUGAUUCGGUGGUAGUGAACCAUUCAUGUAAACUCGCAAGCAAGGCGGCUUGUGAGGCUAAUCUUUCUUUGCAACCCCUUUAAAAAGCCAGAAAUGUUCAGAGCCAGCUGAGUGAUGACAGGACUGAUAUAUUAGACUGGCCCUUUAUCUGAAACGGAUGGAGACUUUGUAGACUCGCAUUGGCAUUUUAAUAAACAUAUAACAGUCAACCUGACCAUGAUGUGCCUGCCACACUGUCUUUCCUCAUUUUUCUCUUUGCAUUCUCUGACUGAGAUUGUGUGAGUUUGCAUGAAAGUCUGAUUUGUUUUCCUCAACUGUUCAAAGUGUUUGUCGAGGCACUUAGCCAAGCUGUUCCUGAGAAAACUGUUAGUGUGGUAAGGACAUGUUUUAUUUCAGGUCCAGUCAUGCAUAGCCAAACCGUCAAGCUGUGAACAUUCUUUUCUCAUCUGCUAUGAGACAGUGUGCUUGCAGUGUUGAUAUGAAUACUAAUAAAGGAAGUUGAAUAUUGUAUUGGGUUAGAUUUGCAUCUCAAACAAGGAUUUUCUACAGUAUAUUUCCAGAUCUGUGCUGGGGAUUCUGCAUGGCUUUGCCAAACAGUGCAUGCCCAUGUUGUUUCUGCCACUCUGUGCCUCUUGAGCUAAGCCAGGCUAGGCUACGCAGGGCUAGACUGUGCUGGCUGCCGCUGCUCAUUGCCCUCUGGCCCUUCACUGGAUUACAGUGAUUGGAUUGGCAAGGGCUGCUGCCAAACCCCACUAACUGGUGCCAAUCACUACCAGUGCCCUACAGGCCCUGCUGGAUAAUAAAUACAUCUCUCACUGAAUAUCAAGUAACCUGUGAGGCAGAGCCCACAACCACAAGGAGAAAGAGACAGAAUGCUGGUUUCACAAACUUCCACAAUGUCUAAGUGCAACUGAACGUGUUCUGACAAGUCUACAAGGUACCCGAGUUGAUCAAAUUCACCAAACGCUACAAAGGUUAAAGGUGGAAUCCAAUCAGACGUACAAACGGUUUAAUAAAAAACACACAGAGGCAGAAAAAUAGUGAAUUGAUUUAUUCCAACGCUUCAUCUCAAGAGGUUAACCUAACAUCAGAUUUCUACAUACAGUAGAUGAACAAAGUGUCAGAGCGUUUGUGACACUGUGGCUGGAGCUUGGCCAGGCCAGGCCACAUAAUUUUGGCUCAACUCCAUUAGUCUAUUGAAUUCAGUUUUCUAUCACAAAGAUUGAGUAGGAUUUAGCUUGGCCGAUGACGGGGUUACCCUUUGUAAUGCUGCUAUAGUCACAUAGUGCUUUGUAAUAAUGUUCCAUUAAUAGCAGGGAUUCCUCCAGUCAGGGAGAGGCAGGGAUCAGCGGAGCUAGAGGACCAGCUGCUUCUCUCUGCCAGGCCAGCAGCACACAGCAGAGCACAGAGCUAUUCCAGGACCUCUCACAAUCCAGACAGAGGCAGAGCAGAGCACCAUCCAAGGAGCCAGACCCAGAGAGCUGCAGCCCCCUCUACCACCCAGUCCCCUCUACUCCUCAGCUGAGCCCAGCCCCCUCUGACCUAAGCCCUGUCCUCCAGCCCCAAGACUGUCAUCACCAUGCUGCAGGAAUGCACCACACACACAGAGCCACAGACACACACAUAAACACAUAGCCAAUACAGCACAUGUAGAUGUGUUGAACCCAUGUCUAUUUUUGACCAUAGUUCUAUUUCCCACUCUUUCAUCCCUGUGGAGUCUUAAACCUGGGAUAAGUGUGUGGGUUGUGCAUGUGUACAUAGUGGGUUAAGCCUCACAGUUAACCUGUUCAUUCAGUUCAAUUGGUGUUCAUCCAUAAAAUGUGUUGUUAAUUCCGUGUUUUAGCAAUGACGGGCUGAGGGGAUGGACUGAGAUUAGCAGCCUGCCCUGGGGGACAGUAGAGCAUGAGAGGUCAUCUGUCACGGAGAAAUGAGGGCCCUGAUCGAUCACUACCGGUGCAGUCUGCGCGAGGACGUCCGGCGGGAUUUGGCCUGCAGGGAUACCACUCUGACGUUUGACCAGCUGGUGGACCUGUCCAUCCGGCUGGAUAACCUGCUGAUCACCUGUGGACGUCUGGAUUGGGGCCUGUCAGUUCCAUCCCCCAGCACCACCACUCCGACGCCCAUGGAGCUGAGAGGUGCUGCGCUUAGGGCGACCGGAGGAGGGGCCGUUCCCUGUACCAUCUGUGGCCGCAGAGGGCACACUGCUGGUCGGUGCUGGGGAGGUUUCUCUGGAAGUCGAGACAGCAGGCAGGGAACUCUCGUGUCACCCCAGGUGAGCACCUGCGGAUCUGUCCCCAGGGGUACACCUGCUGUACCAGUGCCAUGGAGGAGACCCUGUCCAACCUGAGUCGCAGGGAGUUUGAGGGGCUGGUCAGAGAGGCAGGACGCUCGCUACAGGCCUCCCUCAACACACAGUACAGGAGCUUCGACACGUACUUCACAGACCUCUUGAACAGAUCCGAGCGUUCCCUUCAAGAGUCCUUCCUGGCCACGCUGGACUCUCUCUACUCCAAGAACGCCCCUGUGUUCCAGGACCUGUACGCUGACCUGCGUCGCUACUACCGUGGCUCCGCUGUCAACCUGGAGGAGACGCUCAACGACUUCUGGGCACGGCUGCUGGAGCGCCUGUUCAAGGUCUCCUCCCUCCCGCAGUACACCCUCACUGACGACUACCUGGAGUGUGUGGCCAAGCAAACGGAGACCCUGCGGCCCUUUGGGGACGUCCCCCGUGACCUCAAGCCCAAGGUCACCAGGGCCUUCGUGGCGGCGCGGUCAUUCGUCCAGGGCUUGACUGUCAGUGGGGAGGUGGUCCGCAAAGUCUCCCAGGUUCCUCUGAGCCCAGAGUGUACCCGUGCUAUGAUGAAGCUUGUGUACUGCCCCCACUGUAGAGGCCUGGCCUCCGUCAAGCCCUGUGCCAACUACUGCAGAAACGUCAUGAAGGGCUGCCUUGCCAACCAGGCCGACCUCGACACCGAGUGGCAGAACCUCGUCGACACCAUGCUGCAGGUGGCGUCUAGUUUCAGUGCUGACCCCAGUGUGGAUGUGGUCAUCUACUCCCUCCCCAUCCGCAUCUCAGAGGCCAUCCUCUACAUGCAGGAGAACACAGAGGUCUUCACCAGCAAGGUGUUCCAGGCCUGUGGGACCCCCAGGGUGGCAGACACACAGAGCUCAGGGUCUGAGGAGAGAAAGAAGAGAGUGAACCCUGCCAGCACCGCAAUGGAGUACAAACCCAGCCCCACCGUAGGGGUCCCACUGGAGAUGCAGAUAUCUGAUGUGUCCAGUAAGCUGCGGGAGAUGCAGCAGUACUGGGUCCAGCUGCCAGCUGCUCUGUGCAAUAGUAAAGUGGCAGCAGGAGCAGCUGGUGACAAGUGCUGGAAUGGCAUGACCAAGGCCAGGUAUCUUCCUGAGGUGAUGGGUGACGGCCUGGCCAGCCAGAUCAAUAACCCCGAGGUGGAAAUUGACAUCACCAAGCCAGACAUGACUAUCCGCCAGCAAAUCAUGCAGCUGAAGAUCAUGACCAACCGGCUGAGGAACGCCCUCAACGGCAACGACGUGGACUUCCAGGAUGCCAGUGAUGACAUCAGCGGUUCAGGAAGUGGAAUGUGUACAGGCGAGUCAUGUGCUCGUAGCGGACCUCGUGUCAUUGUGCCCAAAACAGACAGCACCAGAUACUACAAUCCUCCUGAGAACAAGAAGGUGAAGGGCACAGGAACCCAGACCCACCCCUCUAUCCUCCUCCCCCUGCUCUCAUUGGCCACACUGCUGCUCAGGCGAUAAUGAACAGGUGGUGCAUCCAAUUGAGACUGUGUUUUGAGAUGGAAUAGAAGAGGAAAAAAGGGCGAUUGGUGGGUAACUUUGCCAAAUAGGAAAGGAUUGUCAUUGAAUAAAUGGACUACCUUUUAUUUUGAUGAGAAAACAACAAAGAACAUUAAUAUUCCUUUUUUUUUUUUGCUUGUUUAUAUUUUUUUAAUGUGGCAAGUAGAGCUGGUCUUUGGCUUCUUUUUAUUGUUUCUAUGCUUGGGUGGUGAACAAGGAUGGUUCACAUGCUAGAUGUGAUGUUUGGAUGCCACAGGCUUCUUAGUGAAUAUGCCAUUCUAAUGUAAAGUCAAUGUGACCUUGUUGCAAUGUUCUAACAAUGCCAAUAACAGCGAUGUUGUGAGAACACUGUGAAAGCCGGUUUGGUGCGUAUCUACAGUAUGCUCAUCCAACACAUUAGUUUUUUUUUUUACUCAAUCACAGUGACAAGGGAAUGUGGAUCUCUCAAGUAUCUAUUACAUAAAAAAUGAUGGUUUAAUUGUAAAACCCUUGCAUCAAUAGCACAUUAAUUAACACAGCAGCAGUGACAUAUCUAUGUCCUAUCUUAAUUUGACCUUCUCACAAAAGGACAAUAAUCUUGCAACAACAGGAAAUGUGAAAUAUUAUGUGGAUUAUAAAUAAUAUACAUUUUUGUAGGGGUGGAUACAUUUUUUUCAUUAGGGCAAAUCAAGUCUGACAUUUUAAAGUGGAAAUUACAAACUUUAGAAGCCUUUUAAAAACUCUUAAGUUUGCAUUUCCUGCUGCACAGGGACAUUCUCUGUGAUAACAGAGUGAUUAAAUGAAGAUAGGAGAUCUGUAGGUCUGUGAAAGCAGUUGGGUAUAGUAUAACAAUCUAGCCGUUCUCUAUUGAAGGACUGUAGAAAGCCGCUUCCGUCAUAUUAGGCCUGGAAGCCUCUCUGUGUCUGAUUUUAUUUGAUCAAUCUGGUCUUCAAACUUCUAAAAUCCACCAUUCUGUUAGUAGUCAAGGUGACGCACAGCUCACUUAGCCAGCAACACACAGAGUGUACACACUUCAAAAUAAACCCAACACUCAUACAGAUCACAAGAAGAAUUUUAAGCAUAGCCGUUGGUUAGUGUUGUUCACUCAACACAUCCUGGCGACCCGUCAAAAAAAGGAGGCGCAGCUUUUUAUACAUAUUUCCUAUCUUGUAAUAUAAUGUAAUCUAUUAUCACUAACCCAAACUUAGGGGUUUGAACCUUCCCCGCCUGCCAUAUGCACAGUUGACUACAGCUGGAUGUGGAGAAGGAAUGCCUUGACUAAAUCACUGUCACACGUUCUCCAAACGUUGCUAGAAUGUUCCAGGCAGCACAGUGACAUUGUAAUGAAGGUGUAGUCAGUGAUGGGAGUGCAUUGUUGUUGGAGCUGGCUCAUGUUCCCUCCGUCACACACAGGAGGACAAUUUCAAAGUGUCUGUGUGUGUGUACAGUUAGUCUGUCAUAGCAGAGAAUAAAUCUGAUGUAGUGGCAUAUUGUGUAUGUAUGGCCAAUAGUGAUUAAAUUAUAAAUGGUUGGGGGUGAGACAUCCAGACAGUACGUGGAUGCUAGAAUGGAGAAGAUCUGGUGACACAGUGUCCGUUAAUGUAACACAGUGUAUAUGUCAAUGUACUGGUGUACGGUAUGUAAGUGUGUGAGUGCCUGUCUUUGACUUUGUGUAAAACUGUGUGUGAGACUGUUUGACUGCCUGCAUAUAGAGGCACAACAUGAAUGGAUGCAUGUAGAAUGCAUGUUUUAAGACUGUGUGAAUACAGCUUCUGAUUUCCCAGGAGAGAAACAUUGAAAACCGAGCUAAAAGAAACGUAAACAGAAUACAGAGCAUGAUUGCUGCUUUCCAGUCUUGAUCAUCAUCCCCUAAAUUUGCACUGCCCCUGGUCUCUCCUUCAACACUUCCAGGCCCACUUCCACACUUCUCCUUCACCUGCUUUUCAUGUGGUUCCCUGGCACUUACAGUAGAUUUGGUGAGAUUUUGCUCUUAAUACAUUUAGGUGGGAAGCUGAAUAAGAAGCCCAUUCCUCGUUACCUGCAGGUUCUUAUAGCUCAAAAUACUUGUGCUAACAAACCCAACACUGGGCUGCUCAGCUCAAUCCCAAGCCCAAUGAACACUGAGAAAUCGAUGAGCAGGCCCUCUCAACACACAGAGAAUCCUCAUAUGGAAAAAUCAAUGGGAGAGAAGCGCCAUGUUGAGGUGCUGAUUGAUUUGGAUACAGAUACAGGCUGGGUGAUUACAUAAAAUGUGUGCGUGUGGUGUGAAUGUGGUUUUAUGUGUCAGGGUGUGAAAAUCAAGGGCCCCAAAGUAUUUGGUGGACACACUUGAUUGUCGUACAAUACAGUGGGAGGCAUAAGUAAAAUGUGCCCAUUUGAAAAAUAAAUACAAAAUUCCCCUUUUGAGGUUCUUGUGAUUGAGCAACAAUGCCAAGGUGAAAAUAUGUCGACAUUCUGUCGUUGUUUUCCCCCAUGAAUUGUCAGCUAUUAUAAACGUGAUGACAUUUUAAAGA
Messenger RNA from Oncorhynchus kisutch (coho salmon), 6955 nucleotides. It is a transcript of the gene gpc1a, whose product is annotated as glypican 1a. Bases 2970 to 4424 code for a protein of 484 amino acids. The transcript has 10 exons. The record is from RefSeq and is a predicted model, not a curated record. Gene Ontology annotation, cellular component: plasma membrane; cell surface; synapse. NCBI's taxonomy places the organism in Eukaryota, Metazoa, Chordata, Actinopteri, Salmoniformes, Salmonidae. Gene Ontology annotation, molecular function: fibroblast growth factor binding. Gene Ontology annotation, biological process: regulation of protein localization to membrane; negative regulation of fibroblast growth factor receptor signaling pathway; cell migration.